GUUUUUCGGUACCAAACAGUAGUCGUGAAAAAUCUGAUCUGUUUAAAAUAUAAAAUAUAUAGCUACAAUUUGAGGGUUGCCACAAAAUUCGAAUAAUACUAAACAAGCCAUAGCAUAUACUAUAUACUCUACUAUAUCGGAUCUAACACAAUUGAGCGUAUUUAGUUAUUAUAAUGUUAUUCACAUACAAGGAUCUGAUUGAUGUGGCCAUUGGUUCGCCCGAGUCGGGGCAUGUGAACUUCUAUGCGCUGCAUGUGCUGCUCUCCAACUUUGCGCAGAAGCUGGAAAUACUGGAUGAGGUAGUGGAGCAGGAUGACUAUCUGGUGGCCAAUAUGCGACUGCAGAGCAGUCUAAUUGGCAAAUCCUCCAAGUAUCGUUUGUUUGCUGGCGCGGAUGAUGAUGAGCCCGCCACAGAGGCUGAAGCUGCGCCAGAAGCGGCGCCAGCUGAGCCUGACCCCGAAGCUGCUGCAGCUGCUGAGCCCGCGGCGGAGGAAGCGCCAGCAGUGGAGGCAGCGCCAGCCGCUGAAGCUGAGCCUGAGCCUGCGCCUCCAGCUGCAGCUGAUGAGCCAGACACUGCAAAGGGUACUGAAGCUGCGCCCACGCCACAGCCAGAGCCGGAGACAGCGCCAGAGCCCGCAGUAUCUGCAGCUGAGGAGCCAGUAGCUCCAGACUCUGGCGCGCAGCCCUCGCGUGUGUCCUCGCGCACUUCUCGCCUGGAGAAGCAGCAGUCGGGAGAGCGCGUUAGCGGCACAGUCAUCGGCACCAUAGCCAAGCUGGAGCGGCGUGUGUCCAAGGUGGAGCUGCAAAAGGAGCAGGCGCAUCAGGAGUUCUCCAGCUACAUCAGCUCCAUGACGGGCCAACUGAAGCUGACCAUGGAGCAGCUGAACAAUGUGACGCACUUACUGCUCGAUCGCAAGCCCAAUCCGGAUCGCAUGAAGCUGCUGCGGCACAUAGCGCGACAGCUGCGCGUGCUGACGGUGGUGACGGAUGAGGAGGUGUCGCUCAGCUGGAGCAGCGGCGAGGCGGAGAUUGAGGAGAUUGAGGCGGAGGAGGAGGAGGUGGCGGCGGAGGUGGAAAGCUCCUCGGAGGUGGCCAAGCCAGAGGAGGAAGUCGAACUGGAGCAGCAUCUUUGCUACUCACCCGAGCGCAUGCUGGGCGAACUGCUGGAGCUCAAAUCCGAGUUUUGUGCACUGACCAACAAGGUAAACGAGCUGGCCGCCGCCUUGCUUAAGCAGGACGCCUCCCGCCUCAUGGACAUGAUGCUGGAGCUGCAGAAUUCCGUGCGGGAGAUCAAGCUGGCCACGGCGGGCAACAUGGAGGCCAACCAGGGCAUGCUGGCCAAGCUGAACUCGGCGGUGGGGCAAAUAGCUACGCUGAAGAACUCGGUGGCGCAUCUGGAUGAGAUUAAGAUUGACAAGUCGGAUGUGGAGCUGCUGCUGGCGGAGAAGGUGGACUUUCCGCAGCUGGCCACCAAGGUGUCGCUGGAGCAGCUGGAGGAGUACAAGGAGCGGCUGGAGAAGCAGUUCUGUGAAGUGCGCCACAUCAUCAACAUGAACGAGAAGAAUGUGCUCCAGAUUAUCGACGGACUGCGCAUGACGCUGGGCAUUGAUUCGCUCGAGCUGAGUCUCAAGGACUUCCGCGAUCUCAUCGAGAAGCGUGUGGCCAUCAUUGCCGAGGCGCUACACAAGUACAUGGAGAUGACCAAUGAUGAGUGCGCCGCCGCCGCCGGUCGCGUCAAGGUUAUGCAGGAGCUGGCGUGCCUCUCCUGCGAUACGCCGUGCGUCAUGCGCACUAUGGAGCGCUCCAAGCUGCCCAUUGCGCCCACUGCCAAGGGCACGCCCAGUCUGGGGCCGCUGGUCACCUAUGAACUGGGCCAAAUACGCAAAUCCGGCAUCAUGGGCUAUUAUCGCAAGGACGAGUUCCCGCACUCCACCAAUGCGUGGACAAAGGCGCUGGGUCCCACGGUGCCUGUUAACAAAUGCGUGCCACGUCAUGCCGGCGGCACGCACACGAUUCACACCGCCGAUGAGCAUGUCCAGAAGGUGGUGCUGUCCAAGCGCAACGCAGGUUGGUAGCCAUAGCAAGCGAUGCUUCGUUUUCUUGUAUUGUAUUGUUUUCAAAGUGACGAAAAAAAUUACAAAGAUUUAGAAUAGUUAAUAUAGUGAAAGUGAGUACUGCACAAUAAAUAUACCGAGUUCUUAAACAA
This is a messenger RNA of Drosophila busckii, 2206 nucleotides long. RefSeq names its product translation initiation factor IF-2 (gene nis). The record is from RefSeq and is a predicted model, not a curated record. The transcript is spliced from 2 exons. The coding region runs from base 174 to 2075 and encodes 633 amino acids. NCBI's taxonomy places the organism in Eukaryota, Metazoa, Arthropoda, Insecta, Diptera, Drosophilidae.